Messenger RNA from Punctularia strigosozonata HHB-11173 SS5, 1529 nucleotides. RefSeq names its product kinase-like protein. The record is from RefSeq and is a predicted model, not a curated record. The transcript has 13 exons. Gene Ontology annotation, molecular function: ATP binding; protein kinase activity. NCBI's taxonomy places the organism in Eukaryota, Fungi, Basidiomycota, Agaricomycetes, Corticiales, Punctulariaceae. The coding region runs from base 30 to 1529 and encodes 499 amino acids. Gene Ontology annotation, biological process: cell surface receptor signaling pathway; protein phosphorylation.
AGUAUCGUCCGCCGAAAUACUUCCUCACCAUGUCCGCCAAAACUGAUACUAGCCACUUGGUUCGAGCUGGUUUGAACAUUGCCAAGGACUUCGCUGAUCUGUCGGGAAUAUCUUACCUCGCUCCCGUCAUCGGUACGCUGGACAAGAUACUUGAGCUUUGUGACAAGGUCGAAGCAAACAAGAAAGCAGCAAUAGCCCUAUGCAAACAUUGCUUCCGCCUCAUGAUUGCUAUUCAUAGGAGGCUUGGGGGAAAUCGCAUCGAUGAGAACUCGGACAUGGAAGCAGCUGUGUCACGUCUUAACGGAAUCGUCGAGAACGCUCAUCGCGACUUGAAACAGAUCAUCGAACGUAAGAAGUGGUACAAGUUCCUGCGGCAGAAGUCAAUCGAGGACGAUAUCGCACAAUAUCGUGAACAAAUCACCACAUGCCUCGAUGAGUUCCAUCUCAUCGCAGUGCUAGACGCGCGUGAGCAGGAUGAAGAGAGGGCGCUGCUACAGAGGAUUGCCGAUAAGCGCACCCACCAAAAACUGGACCGAAUUGGGCACAACACUGUGGCCAUUCAUGCAAGUGUCGUGAACACGGAAACGAAGACCAGCGAGCUGACUGACAUCACGAAAGUUGCUGUGGACGAGCAGAAGCGCCAGACCGAGGUUCUAUUCAGCAUACAGGAAUCUAUCUCUGGGAGUGGACUGAUGGUCAUGCGCGUUGGCGCAAGCACCAUCCAACGCAAGGGCGAAGCGUACUCUAUGAGCUGGAAUGGUGCCAUAGAUAAUUACAGAGGGUUGCACAGCGAAAAGGGGGAAGUGGUUGUAAGGUGGAUACGUCAAUGCAAGAUGAAUGACAAGGUGAAACGGCGCUUCGCUCGGGAAAUCACCUUAUGGAAGGCCGUGUACGAAAUCGACGGCGGCGAACAUAUACUACCUUACUGGGGGUACGGGGAGUAUAGCGAGCACCCAUUUGUGUUUUGCCCUUAUCUUCCAGAAGGGUCCAUCAUGGACUACAUCCGGAAACACAGUGAUGUUGAUCGUAGGCAUCUGAUUCGGUCUAUCGCGGAAAGUGUCAAGGUACUCCACGACAUGAAGAUAGUCCAUGGUAAUAUACAGGGUGUAAACACGUCGACAGGGAGUCCAAAAGUCUUGCUCGCUGACUUCGGGCUGGCUAAGGUGAUGGCCAACAACAUGCUGGAGUUCACCAAUUCCUGUGGAUAUGAGAUCACUAGAUGGGCUGCUCCUGAGAUUGUGGAUUUUGACCAGACAGAAACUCAGAUAUACAGCACACCGGCGGACGUCUAUGCUGUGGGCAUGACUAUACUCGAGGUGAUGACGGGUCAACAGCCAUACUCAAAUUAUACCAAACCGCAGAGGGCCUUCAUAGCGAAGGUGAAAGAAGAUGAACUACCGCAACGACCCACAGAUCCGGAGGUGGUGGCCAAUGGGCUAGACGAUGCUCUGUGGAAUCUCCUGUGGGAUUGCUGGCAGAGGGAUUCCGCGAAGCGGCCCACCAUCGACGAGGUUGUCACUCGACUAUGA